Hyaloscypha bicolor E is the source of this 1518-nucleotide messenger RNA. RefSeq names its product PIG-X-domain-containing protein. Gene Ontology annotation, cellular component: endoplasmic reticulum membrane; glycosylphosphatidylinositol-mannosyltransferase I complex. Gene Ontology annotation, molecular function: mannosyltransferase activity. Lineage: Eukaryota; Fungi; Ascomycota; Leotiomycetes; Helotiales; Hyaloscyphaceae. The record is from RefSeq and is a predicted model, not a curated record. Gene Ontology annotation, biological process: GPI anchor biosynthetic process; protein processing. The transcript has 3 exons. Bases 1 to 1518 code for a protein of 505 amino acids.
AUGCGCCAACGAAUCACCUACCUGCAGGAGCCACAAGAUGCGAUCGAUCCAAGCACACUGAAAGUAACGAAGAACUCGAUAUCGACCAAGAGUAUCACAGCCGCGAAGGAAGAAAAGUUAACGUUCAGUCUUGAGGAACUUCCGCAGGAGUUAGUCAAAGUGUUGGAGGAUAGUCAUGAGUUGCAUAUAAGAUGGGUUAGCGAGACGUCUUAUGGUGCGAUUGUGCCGUUGGUGUCGAGGUUGAGUCCUGGAUUGCAUGUGUUCUAUACUCCGCAGAGGAAUAGUAAUACUUCAGAGUUGCUAUGUCCAAUGCUGAAGAAGGCUUUUUCAAAAUUGCUGGAUUGCAAAUCCCCUGAGGAUUCCUUCACAGCUCUGCCUGUUGAACGCUUCUCUCACUCCGCGGCCCUACAAUACUACGCACCUCUUCCGAGUCUCCCGCAACUAGUAAUGUAUGUCCUCGAAAAUGUUUGCGAUACAGGCCCCACUUCCCAUCGAGUAGAAUGCGAGGCUCGCGCUGUUGGACUCAUAUCAGCCUCAUACGUCGACUUAAACUACGACACCAUCUCCCACGCCUUCACACUCACCGCUUUCUUCCCGCCCCAAGCGCAAAACAUGUCCCUCACAAACCUCUCCCCAGGCUCUUCGAGAUUAGAAGUCGGCAUCCUGUCAAUCGAGAAGCCCCUCGAGGUGGAAGAGCUCAGCCUCGGUGGCUUCCUCACAGUGGUUGGAGAAGAUCACAAACCCUCACCAACGCUCUUCUCCUUCCCCUCCAGGCACCACCCCACCUCUCAAUUCUUCACCUCAUCCUUCAAGCUCCCAACCGGUCUCCACCCAACUCUGCAACUAAACAUCACAGACGCCGUUCCCCCAAUGGCUGACCGAAGCUGUUCUCUGCACGCACACCUCACACUCCCGAAACAGAUAUUCGCAGAUAAAUACCAGCUCUUCGACCCGCUAUUUAUGUCGUCUAAGGGCUUGAAAAAGGUACACUAUAUUACCUCACCCGUGGAUCUCGAAGCCCCAGAGUACGCGGUGGAUAGCUGGGGUUCGUCGCUGCUUGUCGAACUCGCUCCUCUCACUACCACGUUCUCCUCUUCCCUCUCAAUGGCGGAAAUCCCCCUACAUCUGAGAUAUUUACGUCCCAAUGAAAAGAAGGGAGGACAAGAGAAGACUGAGAUCCCGUAUCCGGUUCUAUUCUGGGCUUGUACUGCGGAUGAGGGGAGUAAGUUCCCGAUUAACCCUUUUGAUCGUGUGAAUCUUGGUUAUGAUGGGUUAUUUGGGCCGAGGACGAUCUUUUGGCACUUGAAUCCUGAGGUUGGAGGGAAUGGAGAGAGAUUGGUGAGUGGGCUCAGUGUGCCGGUGCUGGAUUUGGAUGGGAGUCGGUGGGUGGAGAGCGGCACGGCGUGGGUUGUGGGGUUGGGAUUUUUGUGGGUGCUGUGGUGUUUGUGGGGUGUUUGGAGGAGGAGUGGGUUUGGGAGUGGGAGGGUAGAAGUUGGGAAGGAGAAGAAGAGGCAGUGA